AUGGGCUGCCUCCAGAGCAUCGCCUGCAAGCCCCGCAUCAGACGGGAGAACAUCGUGGUGUAUGAAGUGUCAGCCUCUAUCGACCAGUGUCCUACAGUCAUAGAGGAGAACUCUCCCAUUGUGCUGCGCUACAAGACCCCGUAUUUCAGAGCAUCAGCCGGCGUAGUGAUGCCACCAGUCCCUCGCAACGAGACAUGGGUUGUCGGCUGGAUUCAGGCGUGUACACAGAUGGAGUUCUACAACACUUAUGGGGAUAUUGGCAUGUCAAGCUGGGAGCUGUCUGAGCUGCGUGACGGACGAGUCAAAGCCAUCAGUGAUUCGGACGGUGUGAGUUAUCCCUGGUACGGCAAUACUACAGAGACAGUGACACUGACCGGACCCACCUCCAAACCCUCCCGCCUCACGGUCAGCAUGAACGACAACUUUUACCCCAGCGUCACGUGGGCAGUCCCCAUCAGCAACAGCAACACCCCCAUGCUCACCCACAUCACCCGCGACCAGAGCUUCAUCACCUGGCUUGUGGCUAUGAACUCCAUCACAAAGGAAAGGAUUGUCCUACAGACGGUGCGGUGGCGGAUGAGAGUGGACAUUGCAGUGGACCCUGACAUGCCUCUGGGGUCUCGAGCCUCCCUGUUGGGGCGUCCCUAUCAGGAACAGCCACACAUACUGAACUACCAGGAGCCUAUUCCCCCAAACGCACUGGGCAGGCCCAAUGCCAAUGACGCUCAAGUACUCAUGUGGAGGCCACGCAGGGGGGCUCCACUUGUCGUCAUACCACCAAAAAUAAGUGAAGGCGGUACACAGAUGAAAUAA
This is a messenger RNA of Knipowitschia caucasica, 813 nucleotides long. The record is from the annotation of a GenBank genome assembly. Lineage: Eukaryota; Metazoa; Chordata; Actinopteri; Gobiiformes; Gobiidae.